CAAUGGAUCCAGAUAGAUCUCUCGCAGUUAUACCCCGAACAAAAAAUGGUCGCUUAGUUGCAUGCGAACCAUGCCAGCGCCGGAAAUAUGCCUGCGAUCGCGCCUUUCCAACAUGUCAGCGGUGCCAGCGAAGUCGGACAAAGACACCUUGUAGAUAUCUCAACCAAACUUCGCAGAAUCGCCAAACGUCGGCCAUCCAUUCUGGCAACUCAACCAUAAUCUUUCCCCGCUUGGCGCAAAAUCGUUCUACGUUCACUAAAGAUCCAUUACAUGCAUUAAAUCUUCAGGUCACCGCCGAAUCAACCCAAACCGAGUUGAGUUUCAGUAUCUACGAAGUCAACACCUGCCUUGACACUACCAAGAUUGCUCCUGAACGCCAAGUUCUUAAUAGCCAGCAUUAUGGGCACGCUUCUUCGGGGCCAAGCGCCAAAGACUUGCAAGUGGCUUUGGACUUUUUGGCCAGCUUACCAAGUCCUGACGCCGAACACAUACUUGCUAAGCCUCAUAUUAAUCCGUUUGACGGAUGGAUUCCAUUAUCCACGACAAGAUUGCUGGUCGAGCUAAGAAAUGCUUUUCCUUAUGCAUUUUUGCAAGAGAGGAAUGAGAAACAUCUCGAGGCCGUCGCAUUGACCAUUUUCUCAAAUACAACACAAAAAUUCCCGGACAGCCAGUGGGAUCGACCUGAAGAGUGGUAUACAAGCUUUUCUGGCCCAAAUACCAGAUGGGAAUUGAUUGGGCUGCUCUUCAGCAGCUGGGCACUGAGCGCACUGCAAAACAAAGAAGAUAUCGAUGGAUAUAGACCAAGAGUUCUUGCUCUCAAGUUCUUUGGUAUUAUGGAGAGCUGUAUCACAUUCUGCCAAGAUAUCAAAGCCCAUAACGUGCUGUUCCUGUAUCUGUUAUACCGCACAAGCAUUGUUUCAUCAAUUUUACAGGGACCCAAUGAUCCCAAUUUUUGGCCGCUUCACUCGGAGACCGUCUCAUUGGCUUGUUCCAUGGGUUUGAACACUAUUGCCGAUAUAUCAAUACAAGAUCCUCGCAUUUUGAAGCAGUCUGAACGCCGUCUCUUCACGGCCAUCUAUAUCUUAGAUAAGACUGCUGCUACUCUUGGGGGCAAACUGCCCCUGCUAGUAUCGGACCAUUGCUCUACGGCAUUGCCGCUGGAUAUCUGCAAUACCAUUCUCUUACGCUGGAGGCCUAGUCAAGGUGUAAAUCUUACCUCAUUGGGCGUUAAUGAUGAGGGAUGGAAUGUUGAUGGCAAAAUUUAUUCCACAACAACUCUUCGAGCCAGAGGAUUGAUCGCGCAUAUCCGAGAACAAGUUUUAAACCUUGCCUUGAACAAAAGGGCCAGAGAUCCACGAGAAUUGAUUACUUUGAGAUCACAGCAAGUCCAUAUUUUCAACGGCCUACCUAGCAGUCUACGGUUGGCCGACGUCGAUUUGAAGAUUAAAUUUCUUGAACCUCAUGUGCUAUAUACUAAGCUUUUUAUCCGGUUAGAGCAUCUUCAAAACCUCUUUCUCAUCGAAAAAUUACUACAAAAAACUCAGCCCAGCCAAAACUUUGAUGGUCUAGUACAGACUAGUCUGGAUAUUAUAUCAGUCACAGUUACAUUCUGGACUCGAAACGAUACUCUGUUAGGCAUGCAAGGUGACCAUGAGUGGUUCAUCAUAGGAUAUGCGCUACCAGCAGCUGUCGUUCUGUGUAGAUGCCUUAUUGAAACAGAAUCGCAUGGUUGUUUUACACCUUCAAUCUCUAGCAUCAUUCAUCAACUGAGCUUGCUCGGAGCCUUCUUGGAUUGGCUGCUGGUCAAGGUACCAUGUACUGAACACUGCUACAGGGCAAAAGAUCUCAUUUUAAGGGUGUUGGACCAAGCUCUCAAUCCCAAUUCUAAUAUGAUUGAUCGUUCCGCUACAGAUUCAACGGUGGAAAAAGUUUGUCUUGAUGAUUUGACGGAUAUAGACACUUUUAGCUGGCUUGUAUAACAUUUAUAUCUGUUUUCCAGCGGGGAACCACCUCAGUAAUUACUAAUAUGACGGAAAAUUCUCGUUCAUAUGGCAACUUUUCUGCUGACGAAUGAAUAGACAAGACAAUUGAGCAUAGUUGAUGGCGAACGGAAGCAAUGUCGACAACUGAGUCGAGACAUUACAAUGACUUCUUAUUAUCAUCAAUAUAUAGCAAUUAACACAUAAGUACGC
This is a messenger RNA of Trichoderma harzianum CBS 226.95, 2192 nucleotides long. RefSeq lists its product as hypothetical. Gene Ontology annotation, cellular component: nucleus. Gene Ontology annotation, molecular function: DNA-binding transcription factor activity, RNA polymerase II-specific; zinc ion binding; DNA binding. Gene Ontology annotation, biological process: DNA-templated transcription; regulation of DNA-templated transcription. The transcript is spliced from 3 exons. The annotation marks the transcript as partial. NCBI's taxonomy places the organism in Eukaryota, Fungi, Ascomycota, Sordariomycetes, Hypocreales, Hypocreaceae. The record is from RefSeq and is a predicted model, not a curated record.